CUGCGCUCCCUGUGCCCGAGGGAGCCACGCGCCGCGUGCGCCCCGCAGCCCGCCGCCCGGAGGCAGCGCAGUCCUCUGGCAUGGGCCCCGAGGGCGCCCCAGGCUGGGCUCUGGGCUGAGGCGCUGAAAGCCGCCCUCCCGCCCGCGGGGCCCCGCGCCCGGCCCGCCCGCCCGCCCGCGGCCAUGGCCGUCCGGCCCGGCCUGUGGCCAGCGCUCCUGGGCAUGGUCCUCGCCUCCUGGCUCCGCGGCUCGGGUGCUCAGCAGAGUGCCACGGUGGCCAACCCGGUGCCCGGUGCCAACCCAGACCUGCUUCCCCACUUCCUGGUGGAGCCCGAGGACGUGUACAUCGUCAAGAACAAGCCAGUGCUGCUGGUGUGCAAGGCUACACCUGCCACGCAGAUCUUCUUCAAGUGCAACGGGGAGUGGGUGCGCCAGGUGGACCACGUGAUCGAGCGCAGCACUGACGGAAGCAGCGGCCUGCCCGCCAUGGAGGUUCGCAUCAAUGUCUCGAGGCAGCAGGUGGAGAAGGUGUUUGGGCUGGAGGAAUACUGGUGCCAGUGCGUGGCCUGGAGCUCCUCGGGCACCACCAAGAGUCAGAAGGCUUACAUCCGCAUUGCCUAUUUACGCAAGAACUUCGAGCAGGAACCGCUAGCCAAGGAGGUGUCCCUGGAGCAGGGCAUCGUGCUGCCCUGCCGCCCGCCAGAGGGCAUCCCCCCGGCCGAGGUGGAGUGGCUCCGGAACGAGGACCUGGUGGACCCAUCCGUGGACCCCAAUGUGUACAUCACACGGGAGCACAGCCUGGUUGUGCGACAGGCCCGCCUGGCCGACACGGCCAACUAUACCUGCGUGGCCAAGAACAUCGUGGCACGCCGUCGCAGCACCUCCGCGGCCGUCAUCGUCUACGUGGACGGCAGCUGGAGCCCGUGGAGCAAGUGGUCGGCCUGUGGGCUGGACUGUACCCACUGGCGGAGCCGCGAGUGCUCUGACCCAGCGCCCCGUAACGGAGGCGAGGAGUGCAGGGGCACCGACCUGGACACCCGCAACUGCACCAGCGAUCUCUGUGUGCACACCACUUCCGGGCCCGAGGACGUGGCCCUGUACGUGGGCCUCGUGGCUGUGGCUGUGUGCCUCCUCCUGCUGCUGCUUGUCCUCAUCCUGGUUUAUUGCCGCAAGAAGGAGGGGCUGGACUCAGACGUGGCCGACUCGUCCAUCCUCACCUCAGGCUUCCAGCCCGUCAGCAUCAAGCCCAGCAAAGCAGACAAUCCCCAUCUGCUCACCAUCCAGCCAGACCUCAGCACCACCACCACCACCUACCAGGGCAGCCUGUGUCCCCGGCAGGACGGGCCCAGCCCCAAGUUCCAGCUCACCAACGGGCACCUGCUCAGCCCGCUGAGUGGCGGCCGUCACACGCUGCACCACAGCUCACCAACCUCGGAGGCCGAGGACUUCGUCUCCCGCCUGUCCACCCAGAACUACUUCCGCUCCCUGCCACGCGGCACCAGCAACAUGGCCUACGGGACCUUCAACUUCCUCGGGGGCCGGCUGAUGAUCCCUCAUACAGGGGUCAGCCUCCUCAUCCCUCCAGAUUCCAUACCCCGUGGAAAGAUCUACGAGAUCUACCUCACGCUGCACAAGCCCGAGGAUGUGAGGUUGCCCCUAGCCGGCUGUCAGACCCUGCUGAGUCCCAUCGUUAGCUGCGGGCCCCCCGGUGUCCUGCUAACCCGGCCUGUCAUCCUCGCCAUGGACCACUGUGGGGAGCCCAGCCCUGAGAGCUGGAGCCUACGCCUCAAAAAGCAGUCCUGCGAGGGCACCUGGGAGGACGUACUGCACCUGGGUGAGGAGGCGCCAUCCCACCUCUACUACUGCCAGCUGGAGGCCAGCUCCUGCUACGUCUUCACCGAGCAGCUGGGCCGCUUCGCCCUGGUGGGAGAGGCCCUCAGUGUGGCCGCUGCCAAGCGCCUCAAGCUGCUUCUGUUUGCGCCCGUGGCCUGCACCUCCCUGGAGUACAACAUCCGAGUCUACUGCCUGCACGACACCCGCGAUGCACUCAAGGAAGUGGUGCAGCUGGAGAAGCAGCUGGGAGGACAGCUGAUCCAGGAGCCUCGUGUCCUGCAUUUGAAAGACAGUUACCACAACCUGCGCCUGUCCAUCCAUGACGUGCCCAGCUCCCUGUGGAAGAGCAAACUUCUCGUCAGCUACCAGGAGAUCCCCUUUUAUCACAUCUGGAAUGGCACGCAGCAGUUCCUGCACUGCACCUUCACGUUGGAGCGUGUCAGCCCCAGCACCAGUGACCUGGCCUGCAAGGUGUGGGUGUGGCAGGUGGAGGGUGAUGGGCAGAGCUUCAGCAUCAACUUCAACAUCACCAAGGACACGAGAUUCACCGAGCUGCUGGCUCUGGAGAGUGAAGGGGGGGUCCCAGCCCUAGUGGGCCCCAGUGCCUUCAAGAUCCCCUUCCUCAUUCGGCAGAAGAUCAUUACCAGCCUGGACCCCCCCUGUAGCCGGGGUGCUGACUGGCGGACUCUGGCCCAGAAACUACACCUUGACAGCCAUCUCAGCUUCUUUGCCUCCAAGCCCAGCCCCACAGCCAUGAUCCUCAACCUGUGGGAGGCGAGGCACUUCCCCAACGGCAACCUCAGCCAGCUGGCUGCAGCAGUGGCAGGACUGGGCCAGCCGGAUGGUGGCCUCUUCACAGUGUCGGAGGCUGAGUGCUGAGGCCAGCCAGGCCCCCAACGCCUACACUCUCACCAGCUUUGGAACCUGUCACCAGGGACAGGCAGAAGCCAGAUGGGGUCCCUCCACCACACCUGGGGGAGCGGUGUGGACAGGCCCCCUCCUAGCGGACACUGUCUCUUCACACUGGCCCUUCAGACCCUGCCCACACUCCCGCCCUUCCAUGGCCUGCCUGGCCAGGCUGGCACUGCCACCUGCCCCAAGGCCCAGGGUGGACAGUGCCAGGAGCCGGGCUGAGCCCAGCCCAUCUGUGUGUGUAUAUGUGUGUGGUGCUACCUCUCCUUCUGCCCCUGGCUGGGGGCCGCACACACAUGGCAUGCGCGCACACGCUGGCCUCGGGACGUAGCCCCAGAGCUCCUGCCUGAGCUGGACCUUAUGCAAACAUUUCUGUGCCUGCCGGGUAGGGGCACGUUUGAGGGGCUCGGCUCCAAGCCUGCGGGACUGAGGGCCACAGCCAGACGGGGGGCGGCCCCUGGAUUCAGGCACAUGAACCCCACAUGGGCACGUGCCCACGCAUGUCUCGUGCGUCAUCUCACACGAAUGCCCCCGCACACACAUCUCAUGCUGUACACCCGGAGGCCACUCACGUCUCUCACACCCGGUGUCAGUCCACAUCUGUCACAUGCUGCCCUGCUCCCACCCACCCAGGGACACCCAACGGCUCCUCCCUGAUCCUGCCCUGUCCCCAGCUGCGAGGAGCCCUGCCCGACGGGGCGUGUGAAUAUGCAACGGGAGUCCCGGGCUGGACAAUGGCGAGUGUGCGUGCCGUGGCGUGCCCGCCCUGGGGCCUGUCGUGCGAAGCUCGUGCCCUGACUCUGUCUUAAGUGCAUUCGCGCACUUACAUUUGGCCUUAUGUACACAGCCUUGCCCGGCCGCCGGGGCGCGUAGGGAUUUUAGCGGACGUGAAUGUAAAUAAAUUAUAUAUAUAUAUUGCUAA
This is a messenger RNA of Rhinolophus ferrumequinum (greater horseshoe bat), 3667 nucleotides long. RefSeq names its product unc-5 netrin receptor A (gene UNC5A). The record is from RefSeq and is a predicted model, not a curated record. Gene Ontology annotation, biological process: anterior/posterior axon guidance; netrin-activated signaling pathway. The coding region runs from base 184 to 2712 and encodes 842 amino acids. NCBI's taxonomy places the organism in Eukaryota, Metazoa, Chordata, Mammalia, Chiroptera, Rhinolophidae. Gene Ontology annotation, cellular component: membrane. The transcript has 15 exons. Gene Ontology annotation, molecular function: netrin receptor activity; protein binding.